AUGACAGGCUUUGGUGUUACAACAGUGUGCAAUAUAACAAUAGAGGUUUCGCAAGCAAUCGUAAAACGUCUCUGGAAGGAAACUGUCUCAGAUAAGUUCCCCUCAACACUAGACCAAUUUAAAGACAGUGCAUUGGAUAUGGAACAGUUGUGGCAAUUUCCCUUGGCAUUCUCUGCAUUAGAUGGUUGUCAUAUCCCAAUUAAAAUGCCGAGUGGUGGACCAGAAUCUGCUAAAGAAUAUCACAAUUUUAAGAACUUUUUUUCCAUUGUACUCAUGGGAAUGGUUGAUGCAAAAAUGCAAUUUAUCUGGGCAAGUGUUGGCUGCCCUGGAAGCAAUCAUGACUCUAUCAUAUUCAGAUCAACUAAUCUCCAUAAAAAGAUAAUGGAAAACAAUAUUCUACCAGCAUAUACUAAACUUAUAGAAGAUAUUCAAGUUCCUUUCAUUAUUCUUGCUGAUUCAGCAUUUCCUCACUUGCCUUGCAUUCAGAAGCCAUACACCAAUGCUGUUUUAUCAGAAAAGCAACGUUAUUUUAAUUAUAGGCUCAGUCGAGCAAGGAUGGUUGUGGAAAGUGCAUAUGGAAUGCUCAAGUCAAGGUGGAGAGUACUCCAUAGAAAAUGUGACAGCAACAAUGACACAAUGAAAGUAAAAACUCUGGCAUGUAUUGUCUUGCACAAUAUAUGCAUUGACAAAGGCGAAACAAUCCCCAAAAGUUUAGAUCUUACAGUGAAUCCUGCAACAAAGCAAUUGAGACCACGACACAUUAUCAGGAAUUUGUUGCAUAUGACAAGGUCUCAUCCAAUGAAGAGUACAACAAAAUCUGCAACACUUAUCAGAGAUGCCUUAACUAAAAAGUUUUGGAAGGAAAAAAAACUGGUGUUGUUUAGUUUGAAACAUUUUUUGUUUAUAAAAUAG
Molecule: messenger RNA, 912 nt
Organism: Dendronephthya gigantea
Lineage: Eukaryota; Metazoa; Cnidaria; Anthozoa; Malacalcyonacea; Nephtheidae
Exons: 1
Coding region: 1-912 (303 amino acids)
Source: RefSeq, a predicted model, not a curated record